AUGCUGCCUGGCCGACAGCCUGGGCAUAAGGAUUGGCAUGUGAAGUUGCUGCCAACUCAUGUGUCCAAGGCCUCAGUGUGGCGUCUCUACGUGAGCUUCAAAGCACUGUGGAACCGACUUCUCCCACACAUCAAAAGUUGCCGGCCACGCACAGAUCUCUGCUGGCAGUGCCAAAGCAAUAACGAGCAGCUGAUACGAAGUGCAAACCUCCCAGAUGAUAGAAAGUCUGAAGCAGUAAAGAAGCAACAAGAUCAUCUUUCCCUUGUGCAGAAAGAGAGGGCUGUGUACAACGACAUGACUGCUGCCUGCAGAAAGAUUUGCUCUGGCUCCAACCUGUCUUUUGGACCAUCCCUACCAGCAAGCAAGAAGAUUAGGAUGCAUUACAGUUUUGAUUUUGCUCAGCAGUUACACUUUCCCUCAAACCCUCUCCAGCCAGUACCAAUGUACUUCCUGACCCCACGGAAAUGUGGCCUAUUUGGUGUUUCAUGUGAAGGGCUGCAGAAACAGGUGAAUUACCUGAUUGAUGAAGGCAUGUCAUCUACUAAGGGAAGCAAUGAAGUCAUCAGCUACAUGCAUCAUUUCUUCGGCAACUUUGGAGUUGGAGAAACAGAGGUGGAUCUUCAUUGUGACAACUGCAGUGGGCAGAACAAGAACAACUUCAUGCUCUGGUACCUUGCCUGGCGGGUUGGACACAAGCUUCACGAUAAAAUUGAAAUCCACUUCCUUAUUGCUGGCCACACCAAGUUUUCCCCUGACUGUGGCUUUGGACUCAUCAAGCAAGCCUACAUGAAGACAAGAGUCAACACUUUGGCAGACAUCGCUGAGGUUGUGGAAAACAGCUCUCCUGUGAGUCACCUCAAUAUCCCACAGCUUGUUGGAACGGCAGAGGGCAAAGUUUUAGUCCAGACCUUCGACUGGCAGCAGCAUCUGACUCGCCACUUCCGUAGACUCCCACAGAUCAAGAGUUAUCAGCACUUCAGCUUUGAAGCCAAGAGACCAGGUGUGGUGCUUGCAAAAAGUCACCGUGAUGCACAACCUGUCGAAUAUCAGCUACUGCGCUGA
Molecule: messenger RNA, 1062 nt
Organism: Xyrauchen texanus (razorback sucker)
Lineage: Eukaryota; Metazoa; Chordata; Actinopteri; Cypriniformes; Catostomidae
Exons: 5
Coding region: 1-1062 (353 amino acids)
Source: RefSeq, a predicted model, not a curated record